Ostertagia ostertagi is the source of this 699-nucleotide messenger RNA. The record is from the annotation of a GenBank genome assembly. Lineage: Eukaryota; Metazoa; Nematoda; Chromadorea; Rhabditida; Trichostrongylidae.
AUGAAGAAAUGGGUCAGGAGAAUGAGAAUGGUCUUCCUUGAAACAAUUUUAGAAGGACACUGCAAGACCGAUUGUCGACUGAAGCAGUGCACAGGAGUUUGGAGCCGACUGGAGGCGGCGAGUAUCGAGACAAGUGUUGAGCCCGGCAAAAGGGAUAUCUCGGAGGCAAGAAAGGCCGUGGGAAUAUCAUUCGUGGAGCAUCACUUGACAAUCGAACAGUUGAAAGAUCUCUAUCCAGAUUCAUAUAUUCAUCACGAAUUUCCCGAACGCAGUGAUGGCUUACACAGUGAAGAAGCCAGAAAGCGUCUUCGAGAUGGACGGGUUGGGAAAGUACUGCUCCCCGAGGGCAGACAUCUCUUUCGAGUUUUCAUCAGGCAAUUUCAUUUCAAAUUCUGGCUAUUAUUAACGGCCGACAGAUAUUUUGCGCAUUAUGCGCAAGGCUUCAACGAGCCGCUCAAUCUUUAUUGUGCCUUCAUUUUGUUGCUUGUUGUUCUCGUCAUGAGCCUUCUCUCACUAUGGCAGGAGAGUAAAGCUCGAAAAGUAUUAAAAAGCUUCACCAAACUUCUGCCAUCGAAGGCGAUUGUGAUCAGAGAUUGUGAGGAGAAGGAAAUCAACACCGAGGACAUCGUCGUUGGCGAUUUGGUGAUCAUUAGGUCCGUUGAAAAUUUUAUAUCUCGCUGUAUAUUUUUAAAAUGUAAU